CACCUCUGCUUGUUAAUAAAAAUAAUUGGUUGUAAUCUGCGACCUCUUCCCCUUCUAUUCCAUCUGUUUCAGACUCUCUCAGUUCACAAAAUACAGAGAAAACGAGAGAACAUUAAUGGCGAGAGACAACAUCAGGCUCUUCUCUUCUCCUUUCACUCGCCUCUCCGUACUCCUCUACCUCCUCGCGGCGGCGGUGGCGGCGGCGCCGCCGGAGGCGGAGGCGGAGGCGGCGGCGGGUUUUCCGGUGAAGGAGCCGGAGGAGCUGGAGCUGCUGCUGGUGUGGGCGGGGCCCGAGGCGCGGAGCGACACGGCCCAGCCGCAGCCCGACUACGCCGGCGCGGCGGCGUUCCUCCGGUCGGAGGCGGACGCCCUCGGGCUGGAGGCGGAGACGCUAGAGUUCGCCCUCGGGAAGCCCCUCGUCCUCCUCCGAUGGCCCGGGCGCCGCCCCUCCCUCCCCUCCCUCCUCCUCAACUCCCACACCGACGUCGUCCCCGCCGAGCCCCUCAAGUGGGCCCACCCCCCCUUCUCCGCCCACCUCGAUUCCUCCUCCAGCCACAUCUUCGCCCGCGGCUCCCAGGACAUGAAGUGCGUAGGGAUGCAGUACUUAGAGGCCAUCCGCCGCCUCCGCGCUGCCGGAUUCACCCCUGACCGCACAAUCUACCUCUCCUUUGUCCCCGACGAGGAGAUCGGAGGGAAGGAUGGUGCCGGGGCAUUCGCGUCAUCCUCCAAGUUUGAAGAGAUGAACGUCGGUCUGGUGCUCGAUGAGGGUUUAGCCUCGCCUGGCGAGGAGUACAGGGUGUUCUACGGGGAGAGGUGCCCGUGGUGGCUCGUCAUUAAAGCGCGUGGCGCACCGGGGCAUGGGGCGAAGCUAUAUGAUGGGAGCGCCAUGGAGAAUUUGAUGAAGAGCGUUGAAAUAAUCAGGAGGUUCAGGGCAGCGCAGUUUGAUCUGGUGAAGGCCGGGGUGAAGGCCGAGGGAGAAGUUGUCUCAGUCAAUUUGGUGUAUUUGAAGGCUGGGACGCCAUCACCCACUGGUUUUGUCAUGAAUCUGCAGCCAUCUGAAGCACAGGUCGGACUUGAUGUCCGAGUCCCUCCUAAUGCUAAUCCUGAAGAACUAGAGAGACGUAUUGCAGAGGAGUGGGCACCUUCCUCGCGUAACAUGACAUUUGAGUUUAAGCAGAAAGUUUCUGUGUAUGACAUGUUCGGAAAGCCUGUCAUCACUCCUGCUGAUAACUCCAACCCAUGGUGGACGAUGUUGGAAGAAGCCAUCAGAAAAGCCAAUGUCAAACUUGGUAAGCCGGAGAUAUUUCCUGCCUCAACUGAUGCUCGCUAUUUCCGAGAACGUGGGAUCCCGGCGUUUGGUUUUUCACCAAUGGCAAACACACCUAUAUUGCUCCAUGACCAUAAUGAGUUCUUGAACAAAGAUGAGUACAUUAAAGGUAUAGAGAUAUACGAGUCCGUCAUCAGAGGUUUGGCCUCUUACAACGAACAUGCCAAGGAUGAAGAAUCUAGGGCGGAAUUGUGAGAUUCAACACUCCCUCUACUAUCAAUCAAUAGCACACAAAGGAUUUGUUGCCACAUCGUAACAAGCUGAAAUGGGAAGCUAUAUACGAGAGAGUGCUGAGAUUGUUUGUAUAUCAGCAGCACCUCGAACCUUGUGAACAUUUGGAUAAUGAUAACUAAAAUAAUUAGCACAGCUCGUGAAUACUUCAUAAAGCUUCUGAUUCAGUAUGGUCAGAAGACGAUAAAUUUGAAAUCUUCUAUGCUGUCGUCGAAUCAUUUUGUUUUGCUGUUCCAUACGGGAUUCUCCAUCUCAAGGAAUAGACUCCAUGCUCUAUAGCCACAACCAACUUGGCUUAUUUGAACAAACUAAUGUGUUACGCUGCAGAAUUGUCAGAAGACUCAGAACUCAUAUAUAUAUAUAUAUUGUUGUCUCCUAU
Molecule: messenger RNA, 1937 nt
Organism: Ananas comosus (pineapple)
Lineage: Eukaryota; Viridiplantae; Streptophyta; Magnoliopsida; Poales; Bromeliaceae
Product: aminoacylase-1
Exons: 5
Coding region: 116-1522 (468 amino acids)
Biological process (GO): amino acid metabolic process
Cellular component (GO): cytoplasm
Molecular function (GO): aminoacylase activity
Source: RefSeq, a predicted model, not a curated record